Tachyglossus aculeatus (Australian echidna) is the source of this 1175-nucleotide messenger RNA. RefSeq names its product F-box protein 9 (gene FBXO9). Bases 16 to 705 code for a protein of 229 amino acids. NCBI's taxonomy places the organism in Eukaryota, Metazoa, Chordata, Mammalia, Monotremata, Tachyglossidae. Gene Ontology annotation, cellular component: SCF ubiquitin ligase complex. The record is from RefSeq and is a predicted model, not a curated record. Gene Ontology annotation, biological process: SCF-dependent proteasomal ubiquitin-dependent protein catabolic process. The transcript is spliced from 6 exons.
UCCACUUUUGAGCUAAUGUGCAUAUGUUGUGAUUUCAUCUUCAGGGACCCUGAAAUCUGGCGUUUAGCCUGCUUGAAAGUGUGGGGUAGGAGCUGUAUGAAACUUGUUCCGUACACCUCCUGGAGGGAAAUGUUUUUAGAGCGGCCCCGUGUCCGUUUUGAUGGGGUGUAUAUCAGCAAAACAACUUAUAUCCGCCAAGGAGAACAGUCUCUUGAUGGUUUUUACAGGGCAUGGCACCAAGUGGAAUAUUACAGAUAUAUGAGAUUCUUCCCCGACGGCCAAGUACUGAUGCUGACGACACCCGAGGAGCCUCAGUCCAUCGUUCCUCGUUUGCGAAGUAGGAAUACCAGAACUGAUGCAAUCCUGCUUGGUCAUUACCGCCUGUCCCAGGACACAGACAAUCAAACCAAAGUAUAUGCUGUGAUCACCAAGAAGAAAGAAGAAAAACCGCUGGAUUACAAGUAUCGAUUUUUUCGCCGUGUUCCCGUGCAAGAAACAGAUCACAGUUUUCACGUUGGGCUCCAGUUGUGUUCCAGUGGCCGCCAGAGAUUCAACAAACUGGUCUGGAUACAUCAUUCGUGCCACAUUACGUACAAGUCUACAGGGGAGAUUGCAGUCACCGCGUUUGAAAUCGACAAGAUGUACACCCCGUUAUUCUUUGCCCGAGUGAAGAGUUUUACUGCAUUCUCAGAAAAGCCUCUGUAAAGAAAGCUACAUCUCUCCUCGUCUAAUUCCUGCAUGAAUACAAAAAAAGCAGCGUUUAGAGUAAAAGAGCACUUAAGUUAUAAAUGUGUACAGAUUUUGAACUUGUUUUGAUUGUCGGCGUUUCUUUUGAGACAUAUGUAAACUGGUAAUCUUUUCUUUUUGAUCUGGGGGGGGGAUUCAUUUGAGGGGAGUCUUGUUUUGAGAACAAGGUGACCCCUUGUUGUAAACCCAUUUUGGCUGUGGAGUUUUGCCUGUUUUAAUCAUGCCACUUUUGCAAGGACAUUUGCAAGCAUCUCCCCAGAAUGCAAACCUGUAUCUGCCUGUUUCCACAUUAUUUACGUGAGUCAGGGAAGAGCCGCCAUGGAAAGCCAUUUUGCUGUUUGUAGUGACUUAGUGUACGUGCUUCUCAGGCUCAAAUUGUGAAUCUCCGCUGAAGACCCUAAAUAAAUGUUUUCUUUCCAGAAAAUCUA